Molecule: messenger RNA, 631 nt
Organism: Chrysoperla carnea
Lineage: Eukaryota; Metazoa; Arthropoda; Insecta; Neuroptera; Chrysopidae
Gene: NHP2
Product: H/ACA ribonucleoprotein complex subunit 2-like protein
Exons: 2
Coding region: 118-585 (155 amino acids)
Biological process (GO): rRNA pseudouridine synthesis; snRNA pseudouridine synthesis
Cellular component (GO): box H/ACA snoRNP complex
Molecular function (GO): box H/ACA snoRNA binding
Source: RefSeq, a predicted model, not a curated record
AUGCGUUCUAUGCAAACCAAUAGCAUUUAUUUUGAAAUCGAACAAAACGAGAACAUGUGUUUAGAUUAACCUAAAAGAUAGAACAAUUUGUAAAACGUGUUUUUUGCUAAUAUUAAAAUGGGUAAAAGUAAAUCGGAAGAAAAUGUAUCGGCUGCGGAUGAAAGUUCAGCAAAAGAUGAAGGUUUAUCUUACGAAGAAAAAUUAGAAAAUGUUAGUAUUAUUGCAAAACCAAUGGCUCCAAAGAAAUUAACCAAAAAAAUUCACAAAUUAAUUAAAAAAGCGAGUAAACAAAAAACAUUCUUACGAAACGGUUUAAAGGAUGUACAAACAAGAAUCCGUAAAGGUGAAACCGGGCUGGUAAUUUUUGCUGGAGAUGUUACACCAAUUGAAGUUAUGUGUCAUUUACCUGGUGUUUGUGAGGAUAAAUCCAUACCCUACUGUUACACUCCAUGUCGAGCUGAUUUAGGACAAGCCAUGGGGGUCAAACGUGGAUCUUUAAUGGUGCUUAUUCGUGAUCAUCCUGACUACAAAGAGCUCUACGAUGAGUGUAUUUCAGAGGUAAAGAAUUUACCUCAACCGUUUUAGAGUAUAUUUGAUUUUUUUUACAAUUACUAUAUGUAUUUAAUUUUUA